Messenger RNA from Drosophila pseudoobscura, 2930 nucleotides. Its product is annotated as neural cell adhesion molecule 2. The coding region runs from base 889 to 2268 and encodes 459 amino acids. The record is from RefSeq and is a predicted model, not a curated record. Gene Ontology annotation, cellular component: neuron projection. The transcript is spliced from 7 exons. Gene Ontology annotation, molecular function: protein binding. NCBI's taxonomy places the organism in Eukaryota, Metazoa, Arthropoda, Insecta, Diptera, Drosophilidae.
CAACAUUGCGAUUCCCACGAAGUUGCGUGCAAGAAGAAGUUUUUCCUUUUCGGCCGACUUCCUGGCGAUACGCCAAAAAGGAUGCCACAGGACUCACGAUGACUUCAGUGUAUUUUCUGAUUUCGCAACGAUUCGAACGUGAACGCGGCUGGAAAUAGAGGAAAUAGAAGGCCAGAAAAGGAGUAACCCGCUCGAACGCGCUCGCGUGAACUUCGUUGAGAGCCCGAGUCCAGUCCUGUCGGGGAGUAUCCUCCGUGUGCGAAUGCAGUUUCAGUCGAAUACCGUCGCCCGCCUGCAAUGGAUCGCCUGAAUGCCCAACGACGAGGCCACAGCCUUGGACGACGGCCGUUCGCCAAGUAGAGCGCGAGAAUUUGAACGUGGGAAAGUCGUUCGCAGGAUAUGUCACCGGAAAUGUUCACCACCGGCCCACCACCGCGUGUCCUGCCCAUCUCUCUGAAUCCAAGUGUUUCCCCAAGUGCCAGUGCCUAAGAAAAAGAUAUAUAAACGGAAGCAAAAGAACCACAAAAAAACAACAGCCGAAAAGCGAAUGAUGAUGUUGGCCAUGCCCAUGCCCAUGCCCAUGAGGCUGAUGAUGUCAUGCCAUUGCCUUGGCCAUUGUCCUGGCCAAAGUGAAAGUGUUGUUGUUGCCGCUUUUCCGGCCACGGUUGACACAUGAGUCGCCCCGGCAGUCUUGUGCCAUUAUCCCUCAAGUGAACAGCCUCAUAAUUAACUGCCAAGGUUCUCAAGAAGGGAUAACACGAAAGUCCAAGUGAAAUAAACUCAAAAAAAUCUACAACAGAAAGCAAUUUCAGUGAAAUUAACCAUCAACCAUUAACCAUUAAGGAUUAAGGAUUAUAACUGAAUAAAGGAUAACCCACUACUGGAGCUAUGGAUACUUUGAUAGUCGUCUGCUCGCUGCUUCUGCUGCUCCUCUCACAGAAUGCUGCAAUCCUUGGACAUCUGGAAGGCAACGCAUCCCCCGUCUCGUCUUCGCCUCCGUUGAGGCUGCAGCCAUCGACGCCAUCAAUAACGCAUUUUGUAAAUGACUCCUUCAUCAUCUUCUGCCAGACAGUACAAAAGGAUAUCGACACCAAGUGGCGUGAUCCCCGCGGCCAAACCCGUGAGAACACCAAGGGUCGAGUGCACAUCGAAAAGAAGACGGGUCUUCUGGCUCUGGUCUUUGAGCACAUCUCGUUGGACGACAGGGGCAACUGGACCUGCGAAGUGAAUGGCUAUGGAAAUGGCAACCAGAAUCGGAAUGUGAAUACCGAGCGCGAGUUCUUUUCCUCCUUUGAACUUCUCGUAAAUCAGAAAAUCUCAUUUGGCAAAACGGAACAAGUGCAGUCGGUGCGGGAAGGACGCGACGCGAUGGUCAAUUGCUUCGUGGAGGGUAUGCCAGCACCGGAAGUCUCUUGGCUCUACAAUGGCGAAUACAUAAACACUGUGAACUCGUCGAAGCACAAUCGCCUGUCGAACGGUCUGUACAUCAGGAAUGUCAGCCAGGCGGAUGCCGGGGAGUAUACGUGUCGUGCCAUGCGUAUAACACCAACUUUUUCGGAUUCCGAUCAAAUAACGAUAUUGCUAAGGAUACAACAUAAGCCCCACUGGUUCUAUAACGAGACGCUGCUCGUGCAGUACGCGUAUGUGGGCGGCGCCGUCAAUCUCAGCUGCGACGCCAUGGGCGAACCGCCGCCAUCAUUCACCUGGCUGCACAACGGCAAGGGCAUCCUGGGCUUCAAUCAUCGCAUCUUCGUGGCCGACUAUGGGGCCACGCUGCAGCUGAACAUCCGGAAUGACAGCCAGUUCGGGGACUACAAAUGCAAGGUGGCCAACCCGCUGGGAAGCCUGGAGCGUGUGAUCAAGCUGUUGGCGGGGGCCAAGCCCAUGGGGCCCACACGCUUCCAGCUGAAGCGCCUCUUUGCGGAUGCCUUUGAGCUGGAUCUGCGCACGCCCCGCAUGACCAAUGUCUCCGAUGAGAUGCAGAUCUUUGGCUACCGGGUGGCGUACAUGAGCGAGGGCGAGUUCAAGUUCAGCGCCGGCAACUGGAGCCAUGCCAAACAGCGGGAUUUUUCAUUUCAUAGAGGCCAGCGUUUCAUCAUUUCGCAUCUGAAGGGGAACACCACGUAUCUGAUGCGCGCUGCCUCCCGAAAUCUGGCCGGACUCAGUGACUGGAGUGGCGUGAAGAUCUUUGCCACUGCCGCCGCUCGCAGCUGGUACCCGUCCCCGUAUCCGGUGUACGCACUCAUCCUUGCUUUGAUUUAUGCAUAGAGCUUGUACCAAAUCCAAUACCCGUACCCAAUCCCAAUACCCAUCCCAAAUCCGAACCCGAUCUUGUUAAUGUUGCUGCUGAGUUCCCUAUUUUUUGUAUCUUCUGUGAUAGAACUUUGUGUGUGCAAUUCACUUAAACCUAAACCUAAACCUUAACCCAAAAUCGAGAGAAGUACGACGAAUUAUUAAAGAAAAUGCUUUUUAUGCUAUAUAAAUAUAUAUAGAGAAUAUGUUCCGCCUAUUGCCAAUUUUUGCUGCCAACUUUCCAUUCAUCAAUCACAUUUUUUGUACGUUUUUUAAGAGGGAAAAACCACAAAAUCGAUUAUAUUAACGAAAGAAAAUGAAGGAGGCGGAAAACGAUGUUUAUGGAGAGGCGAAUCCUUACGAUACAUACAAUACAUAUGCAUUGUCAACUUUACCUUAUAGUUAAAUAUGAAAAUGCCCAACUCUACAUAAAUGUUGUUCAAGCUAAAACUAAACCGAUAAAACUAUGUAAACCGAAACAAAAAAACUUUGAUGAAUUUUACAAACAACCGAAAGAAUGAAUGUCCAAAUUAUUGAUAAAAAAAAACACACAAAAAACAUAUAAAAAAACCAAAGCAAAUCAAUAAUAGUAAAUGGAUUCAAAUUAGCUUAAUUGAAAUGAAAAAACGAGAAACAGA